This is a messenger RNA of Eruca vesicaria subsp. sativa (arugula), 2734 nucleotides long. Lineage: Eukaryota; Viridiplantae; Streptophyta; Magnoliopsida; Brassicales; Brassicaceae. The record is from the annotation of a GenBank genome assembly.
CACAACACAUCGUAUCCUUCACAUAUCAAUUUUUUCUUCAACCCCUUCAUUUCUCACCUCCACACCAACAUGGCCCAACGCUUCCAACUGAACCCAAAGCCCUUCACUGACCCACCGGCCGAUCGUCUCAACAGGGUCUCUCUUAUCCCAAGAUCUGCCGAGCAGAAGCAGGCUGACAACUUAGGCGAGAGGCGUCCUUUAGCCCCUAGAACUCAUGAAGACAAACCCUUUGGUGAACAUUCAGAUGGUCUCCACCAUCACCAUGCUCCUCCACAAAAUGUGGAACAUGAUAAGGUGAUGGAUCAUGGCCACGAGAAUAAGAUGGGUUCUCAUGUAGUCCCUAAGACCGGACAUCAUCCUCACUCAUCUGAGGAACUCCACGAUGUCAACAGUCGACACUCCUUGGUUCCAAGAUCACUAGGACACAACUCUCUCGGUGGAAGAUUUGGACCUGGAAAGCACCAAGCUUUCCAGAGAAAUGGGAGACCCAUGUUUUCACUUUCUGAUGACCGAGUUAUGGCUGAUAGAGUCUUGAAGACUCAUAGUCCAGACAUGGUCUUCUUUGAUGUCAGAUCACUUCUCUCCGUUGUUGAUGACAUCUUCAAGUCUUAUGUCCCAUCCAUUGACUCCUCUGCUUCUCAGCCGUCACUGGUGUUCAAGGACUACGCUGAUCAUGCCUCCUUUGAACCUUUCGCUGACCUCAUCGAACAAAUCACUUGCGAGAUCGACUGCAAGUGCCUUCAUACCGGUGAGUCUCACGGCCUGAUGACAUCAGGGCUUCAUUUAGACAGUCGCAAUACGACGACGUUCUCUGUUCUGUCCCUUGUCUCAAAAUACCGUUGGGAUGCUAAGCUAGUUCUUGUCCUAGCCGCUUUAGCCGUUAAAUACGGCGUUUUUCUCCUCUUGGCCGAGACAUACGCAACAAAUCAGCUAACUAAAUCUCUGGCACUCAUCAAACAGCUCCCUAGCAUCUUCUCUAAGCAGAACGCGUUACACCAGCGUCUCGACAAGACAAGGAUUCUGAUGCAAGACAUGGUUGAUCUCACCACUACCAUCAUCCAGAUCUAUCAUCUCCCACCUCACCACAUCACAGCUGCGUUUACCGAUCAUAUCCCUACUGCGGUUUACUGGAUUGUCCGCAGCGUUCUGAUCUGCGUUUCUCAUAUUAGUGGGGUCAGCGGUUUCAAGCAGGACCAAGUCAUGUCGUUUAUGGAAGUUUCAGAAAUACAUGAGAACAGUGAGAGGCUUAGGAAGAUCAAUGCUUACCUUCUAGAACAACUCAAGAAGAGUCACUUGACCAUUGAGGAAGGUAUAGUUGAAGAAGAGUACCAAGAACUCAUUCAGACGUUCACUACUAUCAUCCACGUUGACGUUGUUCCUCCUCUGCUUCGUCUUCUCAGACCUAUUGAUUUUCUUUACCAUGGAGCUGGUGAAUCGAAGACACGUGUUGGGAUCAACGUACUCACCCAAAAGCACGUGCUGCUUCUUGUAUCAGACCUAGAAAACAUCGAAAAAGAGCUCUACAUUCUCGAAUCCCUCUACACAGAAGCAUGGCAGCAAUCAUUCGAGAUUCUAUGGGUUCCAGUUCACGAUUCAUGGACAGACGCUCAUGAUGUCAAGUUCGAGUUACUUCAUUCGAAGAUGAGAUGGUACGUUCUUGGAGAGCCUCGGAAGUUAAGGAGAUCCGCGGUUAGGUUUGUUAGAGAAUGGUGGGGGUUCAAGAACAGACCUAUACUCGUUGCACUUGAUCCCAAAGGUCAAGUUAUGUCCACUAACGCUUUCCCCAUGGUCUGGAUCUGGCAAUCAUUCGCGUAUCCGUUCACCACCGCAAGGGAACGUGAUCUGUGGACUGAACAGGAGUGGAAUCUUGAGUUCUUGAUUGAUGGCACUGAUCCUCACUCCCUCAACCAGCUUGUAGAUGGAAAAUACAUAUGUGUAUAUGGGGGAGAAGACAUGCAAUGGAUCAGGAACUUCACGAGUCUAUGGCGUAGUGUUGCAAAAGCCGCAAACAUUCAACUCGAGAUGGUUUACGUUGGAAAAAGAAACCCUAGAAACGGACUCGAGCCAAUAAUCAACACAAUCAGAGAAGAAAACAUCAGCCAUACAUUACCGGACGUUUUUCAGAUCUGGUUUUUCUGGACGAGGAUCGAGGGUAUGUGGGAGUCGAAACAGAGAAUGCUGAAAGCCCAAAGAACAAGAGGGAGAGAAGGGUUUAAAGAAGAGGAAAAGGACCUUGUGCUGCAAGAAAUAGUUGCAUUGUUAGGUUUUGGAGGAGAAGGAGAUGGUUGGGGACUAGUGAGUAAAGCUUCGGACAUAAUGGUUCGAGCCAAAGGGAACUUGUUUUCAAAGGGUUUGUCUGAAUUUAACCAAUGGGAAGUUAAUAUUCCGGCACAUGGUUUUCUGAAAGCACUCAAUGAUUAUCUGAUGAUGCAUCAGCCACCACACCACUGCACAAGGUUCAUGCUUCCUGAGACUGCUGGGAUUAUACCAGAGGAGGUCGAGUGCACUGAGUGCCGUAGGACCAUGGAGAAGUUUUACUUGUACCAAUGCUGCCUUGAGUAAGGGGUAAGAUGGUUAUUUGGAAGCUUCUUAAUAAAACCAAAGUUUGUCUCUCUCCUUUUUUUUUCUCCUUCAAUUAUUACUUGUUGUGUUUCUCUACUUCAUGUUGUUGUUGUUGUUACUGCUGCUUCUGGCCUAUUAAAAGCAGAAUCUUUGUACUAAAAUUUGUGUGUUU